This is a messenger RNA of Caenorhabditis elegans, 840 nucleotides long. It is a transcript of the gene cfim-1, whose product is annotated as Cleavage and polyadenylation specificity factor subunit 5. NCBI's taxonomy places the organism in Eukaryota, Metazoa, Nematoda, Chromadorea, Rhabditida, Rhabditidae. Gene Ontology annotation, biological process: mRNA processing; mRNA 3'-end processing. Gene Ontology annotation, cellular component: nucleus; cytoplasm; mRNA cleavage factor complex. The coding region runs from base 6 to 689 and encodes 227 amino acids. The transcript has 4 exons. Gene Ontology annotation, molecular function: hydrolase activity; mRNA binding; metal ion binding. The record is from RefSeq and is marked reviewed.
UUAAAAUGGAAGACAUCUGGCCAACAAUCGAAAGAACAACAAUUUCAGCAUCUGUGCCCGAGGCUCCAGCGAACUUUGAUGAAAAACCUCCGUUCAAUCGAACAAUCAACGUGUAUCCGUUGACUAAUUACACAUUUGGUACUAAAGAUGCACAAGCAGAAAAAGACAAAUCAGUUCCAGAAAGGUUCAAACGAAUGAAAGACGAAUAUGAAGUGAUGGGAAUGCGUAGAUCAGUUGAAGCGGUGCUUAUUGUUCAUGAGCACUCACUUCCACAUAUCCUACUCCUGCAGAUUGGUACCACCUUUUAUAAAUUGCCGGGUGGAGAAUUGGAACUUGGUGAGGAUGAGAUAUCUGGAGUCACACGUCUUCUAAACGAGACACUCGGAAGAACCGAUGGGGAGACAAACGAAUGGACAAUCGAGGAUGAGAUAGGCAACUGGUGGCGACCAAACUUUGAUCCUCCCCGUUACCCGUACAUCCCUGCGCACGUGACAAAACCCAAGGAGCACACCAAGCUGUUGCUUGUUCAGUUGCCCUCAAAAUCAACAUUCUGCGUUCCCAAAAACUUCAAACUCGUCGCAGCUCCACUCUUUGAACUUUAUGACAACGCAGCCGCCUAUGGACCACUGAUUUCCUCUCUUCCAACCACUCUUUCGAGAUUUAAUUUCAUUUUCAAUGACUCCAACUAAAUAUUUUUAUUAUCUGUUACUUUUUGUGUCUUCCUAUUUUGUAAAUGACCUUGUUCACUCUAAUUUUGCUCCUACCAAAUCUUCGAUUUUGUUAUGUAUGAUCUCUCAAAUCGUUAGUAUGAAUUUAAAAAUAAAUUAUUUCUUCAUUUUC